CUUCUGAAAUCAUGGCUUUUUCAAACCUAGAAGGAGUGUUUAAGUUAGCCCAAAGACCAGUUCACACUAUCAGCAAUAGAAAAGAAGAAGACAUUGAGCUGAAGGCAGACUCAAAAGGAGCUCUAUUGUUUGUCAAGGCCUGCGCAGAUUGCCACGCCAGCUUGAGUGAAAAGGCUGCCAAAGUUCUUCUUGAAGACUGUACUAAUUUGGUUCUGGACGUAAAAUCCACGCUAAUUUCAGGUUUACUGGAGUUUGUGUCAUGCAAGAAGGUUGUGCUGAAUUUACUUGACGGUGGUCAGGUAGGAAAAAAAAAGGGCCAAAUCGAGUUCAAAAGUUUAAUACUGUAUUUCAGUUUCUUACAAACUAGAAAGUACUGCAGAAAUGUUUGGGGAGGGUCAGGGGUGGGGUGAGGUGGGGAUUGAACGGGGCAGGGUUCGUACUCCUUUGAGCUCUUCAAAAUCUAUGACUUUUUCCUUGACCUUAGGUUUGGCUGACCCCUUCAAAAAUUAUCGCAACUUCCCUUGUGUUAGGGUAUUUUUUGACCUGACAGUUCAACAGACACAAAUUCUAAUGUCCACCAAAAUGUGUAACAUUCAUGCUAUUCAAUCACUCCUCUCUAUCUUACAAUGUCCUUGCUUUGCAACCUGCAGUAACUAAUCUACUACACAAAACUUUAAUUUUCCAUGACUUUCACAGACCAACUGUUGAAUUCCAUGACUUUCCAGGCCUGGAAAAUAAAAUUCUUAAAAUUUAUUCUAUGUGUCUUUCCAGGAUUUCCAUGACCAGUACAAUCCCCAGGGGAAAGGAAAGCUAUAGGGAGAAGGGAGAAAUGGCAAAAAACAGUGGGAAGAGGGAGAAAUUGAUGCAAAAAGUGGAGGGAAGGGAAGAUUUACCCCAGGUCAGGAGGGUAGUCUGGAUUACAAGUGACAGGGAUGAUUAAAGGAUUUUUUGGGGUUUGAAAUUUUCGGUUCCGGGAUUUUUUUGGGGAGGAAAAUUUGGCAAGUAUUUUUUUGGUGGAUUGAUUCAUGAUGGUGCCCGUGUUGUUCUGCGAUUUAAGGACACAAAACUUUUUGGCCCCAUUCAAUCAUCCCUGUCACUUAAAAUCGGGAGAUUUGCCCUCCUUUCCUCCCCUCCUCUCCUUGAGACACUUGUAAGAAGUUCAAUUUCCACUAACUGACCUUACCUCGUUUCCAAGGUUUCUCACCUCAGGGGACAAGCAAAUGGAAGAAUGUGGUCAGGAUUGACCACAGUUUGUUUUAUCUUUAAGUGCUCCUUUUUUCGAGGGAGGGAGGAGGAAAGCUCUAGUUUGUUGCCUUGCUGACUUUCUUUGACAGACAUUGUACUAGUCUACAUUCCUAUAAUUUUGUUUUCUUUUUGCAGAUCCCAACCAUAAUGGCUGACAGCACAACAGAUCUGACCAUAAAUAUUCUGCAACACUCCCAGUUUGAGUCUAUUUAUCUUCACCGCUCAAGCAACAUUGAAGUGUGUCUACUUGGUGAAUCCCCUGUGAAUCAUCCAGUCACUUUCCCAGAAGGGGUUUCUCAAGACUUCCAGUUUUUGGUUCAUUGGGAAAAAGAGGGGGAAGAUGAAAAGCUUGUUUGUGAACGAGUUAUCAGGGAGGGGGUGUUCCCCACUACAGAGCGAAAGUUGAAGGAAGACAAAGAAAGGACAGCAAGAGACAUGGAGAAGUUAGCAGUGGCUCUUGUAGAUGGAAUAAAAAUCCUACCUAAGGGACAUCAACAAGGAAAACCAAGCAAUGGAAAGCAGGGUAAUUGAUCAGAUCCUUCACUGCACUAAAGCAAUGGAUGCGUAAAAGUGCUGUCUCAUGAACUAUUGCACUGAUAUUUCAUCAAACAUUUUGUUAUCUUUGGAAUAAAACAGCAUUGAACAUAGAGUCAGGGACUGACCUUAUUCUCUUUUGAAAGAUUUCUCAGAGAAAACUAUUUUGCAAUCAUAGAUUGUAGACUCAUCUGGUAAAACUAGGACUAUAAACAAGCGACUAGCACUUUUGUUUUAUGCAUUAUUUGCACUACUGUACCCUGACUAGAAUAUUUUACAAUAAUUUCAGGGUGUCAUAAUGGAAGAAUCAAACUGAUUUAAGUAUGGAAUCUAGCAUUAUUUUAGGAAAAUAAAACAAGCCAAAUAAUAAUCAAAAAAUAAAUAAAAGGAUGGUUUACACUGUUCCACCUUCUCUCUCGCUUUUUGUUUCCCUUAUGUACCAACAUCAUGUUUACAUGUGUAAGUAUUUAACCAAGUGGAGAACUUCUUGUCUCAUCUUCGGUUCCAUGUUACAAAUUGUAUGCAUGUACACAUGUUAUGUUUUUAUUCCUUGACAAUGUGCACAGUGUAUCAAAGACAGCUGAAAAAGAAACUACGUUUUCAUUUGAGUCACACACAGCUUUUGACAACAUAACCUUCAUUCUGUCUUACUUCUUCCGCAUAGGUUCUGCUCAAGCAAAACCUUCCUCAGUGAAACCCAGUAGCAAUGUCCCUAAGCCAUCUCCUACCGGAAGAAACUACCCAAACAUUGAGGAGGAAGAUGAGAAAAAAGAGUUCUUUGACACUGAUGAAGAACUGGAGAAAAAGAUUGACCUUCUUGCGAAAUGGGUAAAAGAGAGUAAACACUGUGUAAUGUUCACUGGUGCAGGAAUAAGUACAAGCACUGGGAUCCCUGAUUUCCGCAGUGGCAUGAACACUGUGCUUAAGACAGGCCCUGGUGUCUGGGAGUUACAAGCAAAAGGUGUGUCACGUAAGCCAGGAGCAGCUCUUCCUAACAUGCUAAAAGCCAUACCAUCACUUUCCCAUAUGGCUAUAGUAGAGAUGCAUAAGGAGGGCAUGGUCAAGUUUACUGUGAGCCAAAAUGUGGAUGGUCUCCAUUUACGCAGUGGCAUCCCCAGUAAUGAGCUGGCUGAACUUCAUGGAAAUACAAAUUUGGAGAAAUGCACUACAUGCGGAGCUAAGUAUCUGAGAGACUUCAACGUACGCACUGCCAGGUGGGUUCAUGAUCACAAGACAGGCCGAUUUUGUGAUAACCCAAAAUGUCAUGGGCCACUGGUGGACUCAAUCAUAAAUUUUGGGGAAAGCCUUCCCAGUUAUGAACUGGAGGAGUCUUAUCGGCAAGCAAAGAAGUCUGAUCUGAUCAUCGUGCUUGGUUCCAGCCUUCGUGUCAAUCCCGCUGCUGACAUUCCUGCCGAGGCUGUCCGUCGCAAACAGAAGCUGGUCAUCUGCAAUCUACAGAAAACACCUCUGAGUCGUUAUAGCUCCCUUGAAAUACACAGCCAGAUAGAUGCUGUUAUGAAAGGUCUUCUGGAUAGGCUUGGCUUGGAGGUCCCACCGUUCAGAGUCCAGCGACGCUUCGCCAUCGAAUUAAGCCCAGAGAAAGUCUUGAUUCAAGGCCUUGACCUGGUGUGUGAUACCCCAUAUUCAUUCUUCAAGCAUGUGUUACUGCGUGCAUCUCAGGAAGUUAAAGGAACCAAGAAAGUCAUUGAUGAAAAAGUCCUUUCUAAGGAGCCUCUUGAAAUGCAAUUUAAAAAAGGGCUCACUAUCUCGGAAGAAAAACCCUUGAUAUUAGACAUUGAGUUAGGUUUCCAUGGCCAUUAUGGUGAGCCAAACAUGUCAUUCAGUGAUACCAUAAAAUGUCCUGGGAAGACCAUAUUUUGCACAGAGUAUGAUCUCACUAAUGGACAAUGGUCCCUGAAAAAGUACUAA
Molecule: messenger RNA, 3708 nt
Organism: Porites evermanni
Lineage: Eukaryota; Metazoa; Cnidaria; Anthozoa; Scleractinia; Poritidae
Source: the annotation of a GenBank genome assembly